Rotaria sordida is the source of this 459-nucleotide messenger RNA. Lineage: Eukaryota; Metazoa; Rotifera; Eurotatoria; Philodinida; Philodinidae. The record is from the annotation of a GenBank genome assembly.
AUGGUUCAAAUGGCUGCAUCUCAUGCAUGUUAUCCAAUUGAAGAAGAUUAUGAGAUUUUACGUCACGCCGGCUAUUUUCCAACAUUCACUCAUAUAUCUGGCAAUGAAGAUUGCAAUCCUGAAAGUUGGAUUUGUAAUGAAAUAAGUAAAGACUAUGCAUAUGAUUAUCAUGAGAUAUUUUUGCGUAUGUUAAAUAGUGUUGAUAUGCCACAAUCUCAUUGGUUAUUAAAAUCACCAUUACAUAUUUUUUGUCUGGAUAAAUUUCUUCAAAUUUAUCAAAAUGCGUUAUUAAUUAUGACUCAUCGAAAUCUCGAUGAAGUUCUUCCUUCGUUGUGUAGUUUAUCUCUAUCAGGUACGGAAUUGUAUUUCGACAACACAAACUCGAUCUCUCGAGAUAGAAUAAUAAAACGAUCUCGUCAAUUUUUCGAUACACAAAUCGAAUGUAUAAUGAAAUUUUGA